Mus musculus (house mouse) is the source of this 1197-nucleotide messenger RNA. RefSeq names its product quinolinate phosphoribosyltransferase (gene Qprt). Bases 45 to 944 code for a protein of 299 amino acids. The record is from RefSeq and is marked provisional. Gene Ontology annotation, biological process: NAD+ biosynthetic process. NCBI's taxonomy places the organism in Eukaryota, Metazoa, Chordata, Mammalia, Rodentia, Muridae. Gene Ontology annotation, molecular function: nicotinate-nucleotide diphosphorylase (carboxylating) activity; identical protein binding; pentosyltransferase activity. The transcript has 4 exons. Gene Ontology annotation, cellular component: catalytic complex.
GAACUGUGGUGAACACACUGACCCGCUGGCUGCUCCAAGUCACCAUGGACCCUGAAGGCCUGCAGCUCCUGUUACCCCCUACAACCUUGGCAGCCCUGGCGAACAGCUGGCUGCAAGAGGACUGCCCGGGCCUCAAUUUUGCAUCCUUGGUUACCGGGUCGGCACCCUCGCAGGCUGUGCUGUGGGCCAAAUCUCCUGGGGUUCUGGCAGGGCGACCCUUCUUUGACGCCAUCUUCACUCAACUCAACUGCCAAGUGUCCUGGUUCCUCCCGGAGGGAUCGAAGCUGGUACCUGUGGUCAAGGUGGCAGAGGUCAAGGGACCUGCCCACCACCUGCUCUUGGGGGAACGGGUGGCUCUUAACACCCUGGCCCGCUGCAGUGGGAUUGCCAGCGCGGCAGCGACAGCUGUGGAGGUGGCCAGGAGCACCGGCUGGACUGGACACGUGGCGGGCACGAGGAAGACGACACCUGGGUUCCGACUGGUGGAGAAGUAUGGGCUCCAAGUAGGCGGGGCAGCAUGCCACCGCUACGACCUGGGAGGGAUGGUGAUGGUGAAAGACAACCAUGUAGUGGCGGCCGGCAGCAUGGAAAGGGCAGUGCUGAAGGCUCGGCAGGCAGCCGGGUUUUCCCUGAAGGUAGAGGUGGAAUGUAGCAGCCUGGAGGAGGCCUUUCGGGCAGCAGAGGCUGGGGCUGACCUGGUAAUGCUGGACAACUUUAAGCCUGAGGAGCUGCACCCCACAGCAGCUACACUUAAAGCCAGAUUCCCCAGCGUGUCGGUGGAAGCCAGUGGGGGCGUCACACUGGACAACCUCACCCAGUUCUGUGGGACACACAUUGACGUCAUCUCGUUGGGAAUGCUGACCCAGGCUGCUCCAGCCCUGGAUUUUUCCCUCAAACUGUUUGCUGAAGGAGAUACCCCAGUGCCUCACGCUCGCCGGUUCUAAAGCCGAAGAAGAUGCCACCAGAAUGGACUACUGCGGCUUGUUGGGCACCUUGGGUCACAUGUCUUUAGAUUCAGAGGCCAAUAGGACAUAUCUAGGCUUUUUACCUAGGCUUCCCACUAGCUCUGCCAUCUCCAGCUUGUGUGACUUGCCAGGGCUGACUUUGAUUUUGCUUGCCUCGGUUUUCUCAUCUGUGAAAUAGGUCUAAUAAAUAAAAUCAACAGCCUUACUGGGCUGUUGAUGAUAAUAACUACUA